Molecule: messenger RNA, 435 nt
Organism: Brassica napus (rape)
Lineage: Eukaryota; Viridiplantae; Streptophyta; Magnoliopsida; Brassicales; Brassicaceae
Exons: 1
Coding region: 1-435 (144 amino acids)
Source: RefSeq, a predicted model, not a curated record
AUGGCAAGCUUCUGGUGGGAUGAAGAUGAGGAGAAGAAAAAAAUCCACUGUAUUUCAUGGAAGAGUCUUUGUAUCUCCAAAGACAAUGGAGGGUUGGGGUUCCGAGACAUUGAAGAUUUUAAUCUAGCUCUUCUAGCUAAGCAAGCAUGGCGUUUAAUUAAUAACCCUGACAGCCUUCUAGCUCGUAUCUAUAAAGGUAGAUACUCUCCUAACAAGAACCUGAUGGAGUGUGGUAAAGGCUCUAGACCUUCGUAUGCAUGGCGGAGUAUUCUAUUUGGGAGAGAGCUACUGAAUAAGGGUCUUAUGAAGUCCAUUGGUGAUGGGAAGGAUACUUAUGUCUGGUCUGAAAAGUGGAUUAUGGAGGACAUACCUAGAAGACCGGUCAAUAAGCAAGUGACGAUGGAUGUAAACUUGAAGAUGGAGGCGCUCAUUUAA